UAGUCUUCGUGUUCUGCUUCUUCCACUUGAAAAAAAGAUCUUUUUUACUGGGUUAAUUUCAAAACAUUAUACGAGUCUCUGUCCUUCGUAUUCUCCGCAAUCUCUAAUUAAUCGGAAUUAGGAUAAGAAAGAUGGGAUUUUUGAAGAAAUCUCGAGUCGGUAGAGGAUUAGACACCAAUGGGAAAAAUUGGGCCUUCGCUGAAAUAUCUAUUCGAGCUUCACUGAAGCCUGUGAAGACGAAACUCAAAAAGCCGGAGAGAGAAACAGAAGCUGAAGAAGAACACUACAAUGGCAGCGAAGGAUACUGCACCACGCCAACGGCGAAAGAAACAAAUUCCUCGGAGAUAUUGAAAUGUCCGCCGGCGCCAAGGAAACGCCGACCGGCGUUGAAGUGUCGGGGCAAUUUCGUUGUAGAGUAUUUUGUGCCUCCUUCAGAUUUAGAGACGGUGUUUAUACGACGCCCGUUAGUGUAAAACAAGAUGUUCUCAAGUAUAUUGAAAGAGUUGCAAGUUGUCUUUUUUUUAGAUUCUCAAUUAAUAAUCAUAGAUUCAUAAAUCAUAUUACUACACAAGAAAAGAAGC
Eutrema salsugineum is the source of this 581-nucleotide messenger RNA. Its product is annotated as cyclin-dependent protein kinase inhibitor SMR6. Bases 132 to 473 code for a protein of 113 amino acids. NCBI's taxonomy places the organism in Eukaryota, Viridiplantae, Streptophyta, Magnoliopsida, Brassicales, Brassicaceae. Gene Ontology annotation, biological process: regulation of DNA endoreduplication. The transcript has a single exon. The record is from RefSeq and is a predicted model, not a curated record.